This is a messenger RNA of Gadus macrocephalus (Pacific cod), 2582 nucleotides long. It is a transcript of the gene avpr1aa, whose product is annotated as arginine vasopressin receptor 1Aa. Gene Ontology annotation, biological process: positive regulation of vasoconstriction; regulation of systemic arterial blood pressure by vasopressin; G protein-coupled receptor signaling pathway. Lineage: Eukaryota; Metazoa; Chordata; Actinopteri; Gadiformes; Gadidae. Gene Ontology annotation, cellular component: membrane. Gene Ontology annotation, molecular function: peptide binding; vasopressin receptor activity. The record is from RefSeq and is a predicted model, not a curated record. Bases 223 to 1482 code for a protein of 419 amino acids. The transcript has 2 exons.
GAGGUAGGAGGAGAGGGGAGGAUUACGCGCAUUACGCACACGCCGUCUGAAAUUUGAUUCGAGUUUAAAAGGCACUUGCAACUGUCAAAAGCCAGCGGAGAACGACGGGCAUCACAGCACCCGAAAGGAGCACAAAAGCACCAGUGCGGAGCUCCAUCCUAGGUGUCCACUUUGCAUCGUCCCGCCUGGCUCUCCGGGUCAGGCGCGCAGCGACGCGGUGCCAUGCGCCCUGCUAGCCUCGCGCUGCUCCCCGUCGUAGACACCGGAGAAAACCAAUCUUGCGCAUUCGUUCAUGCGUGUGAGCCAACCAUGGGGACACCGGACAACUUCACGGUCAGCUCGGUGAACGGUUCGGAUCCGUUUGCGCGCAACGAGGAGGUGGCCAAGCUGGAGAUCGCCGUGCUGAGCAUCACGUUCCUGGUGGCCGUGGUGGGGAACGUCAGCGUGCUGCUGGCCAUGUACAACACCAAGAAGAAGACGUCGCGAAUGCACCUCUUCAUCAAGCACCUGAGCUUGGCCGACCUGGUGGUGGCUUUCUUCCAGGUGCUGCCGCAGUUGUGCUGGAAGGUCACCUACCGUUUCUACGGGCCAGACUUCCUCUGCCGGAUCGUGAAGCACCUGCAGGUGAUGGGGAUGUUCGCCUCCACCUACAUGAUGGUGAUGAUGACCGUGGACCGCUACAUCGCUAUCUGCCACCCGCUUAAGACCCUGCAGCAGCCCACGCGGCGGUCCUUCAUCAUGAUCGUGUCCACCUGGGUAGGCAGCCUGUUGCUCAGCGCACCGCAGUUCUUCAUUUUCUCGCUGAGUGAGAUAAAGAACGGCUCGGAUGUGAUGGACUGCUGGGGCCACUUUGUGGAGCCGUGGGGUGUGAAGACGUACAUCACCUGGAUCACGGUGGGGAUAUUUCUGAUCCCCGUGUUCAUCCUCAUGAUCUGCUACGGCUUCAUCUGCCACAGCAUAUGGCAAAACAUCAAGUAUAAGACGAAGAAGUGCACGUCCGAGUCCGGGGCCCGGCAUGGACUUAUUGGGAAGAGUUCUGUCAGCAGCGUGACGACCAUAUCUAGAGCCAAGCUGAGAACCGUGAAGAUGACUUUUGUGAUUGUUCUGGCCUAUAUCGUGUGCUGGGCGCCGUUUUUUAUCGUGCAGAUGUGGUCUGUGUGGGAUGAAAACUUCAAUUUGGGCGACUCGGAGAACCCCGCGGUGACGCUGUCGGUGCUGCUCGCCAGCCUCAACAGCUGCUGCAACCCCUGGAUCUACAUGAUCUUCAGCGGCCACCUGCUGCAGGACUUCGCCCACUGCUUCUCCUGCCUGUGGCCGCGCGACCGCCGCCUCAAGUCCAAGGAGGACUCGGACAGCAGCGUGCGCCGCACCACCCUCCCCACCAAGGUGAGCACCCGCAGCCCCCCCUGCAGCAGCGGCGGCACCUGGAGGGAGCUCGACAACUCGCCCAAGUCCUCGCUCCCCGGCAUACAAGCGGAAUAACGCCACCGCCCCAACAACCGGAGACCACUCUGUACGACUGGGGAGACUUAUGAUGGGGUGGUGGGGGGGUGUGGUGGCGGAGGACGGAGUGAUGACAGCCCGCCAUGGCUGAAGGUGAUGAGAUGAUUGUGUUUUAAUGGAUCCCUGCUUGUUAUUGCCAACAACAGCAAGCAUCUGGGGAAGAAUGGCGGUGCUUCGGCUGAUUGCCGAGGAGAGGCCGAGCCAAGGAGGACAACGGGGGGGGGGGGCUCUCUCCAGAAGUGUGUGAAAGGGAGGGGGGGGGGGGGAAAGGAGACAAACUCCAUAAACAAUUGCAGUGUUUACCAGGUUUCCACGGCAGCUGCCCGGGAGUCGGGACUAAAUGUAGUUGUUUUGUUUGGAAGCCUGCGGCCUCAGGAUGGCCUCAGUGGGCCGAGUGGGGGUCCCACUCACAUCAACACAUCCUCGCUGUCCUUGUAUUCACAUAUAGAAAGAGGUGGUGCCUGAAUAUAGAAAUAUCCAAGGAAAGUGUGUGUGUGUGUGUGUGUGUGUGUGUGUGUGUGUGUGUGUGUGUGUGUGUGUGUGUGUGUGUGUGUGUCCCAAGCAUCCGACUUGACGCUUCCCACACAAUGUCAAGGAAAAGCCGACACAUUCUUCAUAAAUACUAAUACUACUACUACUCCCCCCCACCCCGUUUCCUACAAGAGUCAUGGUUUGGGUUUGUGGUUGAAGUCCCUUAAGACAUUUUGUCUGACCAACUAAGCUUUUUGUUUUCCUACUAUGGUGUAAUGUCACCCAAAGCCACAGAGAUAAUCAAUCAUGAAAUAUAAAUCAUGGCAAAAAGACUGUCUUGCAUUGUAUAGUACUGUAUAUAAAACAAUUGUAUCCCUGAUGUACAUAUCAUAAUUGUGUUCAUAUGGUGUGUCUGGCGCAUGAGCCUGUAAGCAUAACAAUAUCUUGGGAAGAAUGUUGUGAUUUUCUAUGUUGAAUGUAUUUGUAAAUAGGAGUAAUAUAUGUAAUUCUGUUGUACUUUGGAGCAUAUGCAUCUGUUGUGCGCAUACCGAGAAGAAUGUAAAUAUCACAUGGAAAUAUGUUUCAAUAUAAACCAUUGCUGUACUGAA